AUGGCUCAGAACCCACUGUCGAACCAUGUAGGGACAGGGGUUAAUAUUGUUAUUAAAGAAAAAGAGAACAGAGUCAUAACCAAAGUUAAUGAAGUGAAGUCACCCAUGCAUUGGGUGUGGGGGCAAAUGGUCAAAGUAGGCUGGUUGACCUUUAAUGAUAACGAAAAUAAACAUGCUUGCCCCUACCACCACUGCGAGGGUUAUAUUAUUCAAAACUGUGAUGAGUUCAAGGCCUUGGUUCAAAGGCUGAUGGAUAAUAAAGACAUGGAAUUUUACUAUAAAGCUACGAAAGAGAAAGAGGUAGAGAUUUGCGCUUCUGAAGGCACAUCCAAGGGAGUUUACAAUACUAACUCCCCUUUAGUCAUUACACCGAAAGCUCAUACUAUGGAAAGGUUAAUCCCUAAAAUGGUUAUCACACCUUCAUCGUACUUUCCUUAUAAGGACAACAAGCAGGUCCCUUGGAGGUAUGGAUGCCAACUAGAGAAUGUUGAGAGUUCAGAGGCUGCUAAGGAAGAGGUGGAUGAGGUAGGUCACUUUACCAGAAGUGGGAGAUGUUAUUCUCCCAACCAGACCAGUGAAUCCGAGAAAAGAGCGGCCGUUGAUAAAGAGAAAAGGGUUGAGAUAUUGUUGAAAGAUGAUGAGCCAACAAUUAAGGAACCGACUUUUGUACCGAAAGAUAUGCCAGUAGAAAAGAUAGAUCUACUGGUUGCAAAAAUUCAGGCGGAUAAUUUCAUCUUUUUCUCUGAUGACGAGAUCUCGUCCAGAAUAAUGGGCAAUCCCAAAGCCCUGCACAUUACCAUCAGUACACAAAUAAGAAAUUGCCAAAGCAUUGUUCGAGCUUUCGACGAAACAAAGAAUGAGGUACUGGGAAAGAUCGAUAUUCCUCUUAUAAUAGGCCCAUCAACCUACGAGGUCGAAUUCCUUGUAAUGGAUAUAAUGCCCUCCUAUAACUGCUUGUUAGGAAGGCUUUGGAUCCACCAGGCAGGAGCCGUGCCAUCCACUCUACAUCAGAAACUCAAAUUUAUAAUUGAGGGGAGACUGGUAUGCCUUAAUGUCGAGGAAGAUAUCAUUUCUUUCAUAUCUACUACCGCUCCAUAUGUCGAAAUAGAUGAAGAUGCGGUCGAGUGCUCUUUCAGAGCCCUGGAAUUCGUUAAUGCCACUUUUGUUGCCGAAAGAAAGAAAAUUCUGAAGCCUAGGCUGUCUAACUGUACCAAAAUGGAACUGAAAAUGACUUUGGGAAGAGAAGCCAAGGUUGGAAGAGGGUUAGGGAGUCAUUUAUAG
This is a messenger RNA of Hibiscus syriacus, 1281 nucleotides long. RefSeq lists its product as uncharacterized. The coding region runs from base 1 to 1281 and encodes 426 amino acids. The transcript has 3 exons. The record is from RefSeq and is a predicted model, not a curated record. Lineage: Eukaryota; Viridiplantae; Streptophyta; Magnoliopsida; Malvales; Malvaceae.